GCAUCUUUCCUUAGAUUCUCACUUCAAAGUUUUUCUGUGUCUUCAUUUUCCCCCUCAGCCUUUCACAGUGAAGACAGGGAAUCUUCAGCAGAGGGACAGCACAGACAGAUUUGCAAGUGCUUUCCCUUUUGACCCAAAGUUUGUCACCUUUCUCCUCUUUCUUUGACAUGUGCAUAACCCCUUAUAAAGGAAGCUCACUCUGUCAAUCAUAGCCAUGCAGCAAGUUCUUCAAUGGCUUUGUAAGGAAACUGAUGAAAAAGAUGCACAGAGGACUUCACAUUCCAGCAAGAAGGAAACAAGUUGGGAUAAAGGAACUGUUAGAUCAAAGGAGAUAGUGGUGUCUGUUCAUUGUGGGGCUUCUCAAAGAUCAAAGGGGUUUGAAGGAAGGAAGUUUGAUAUAAGGAAGUUGAAGUCAUUUGCUUUGUUGUGCAGAAAGGAUAUUGCCAAGUCUUGCUUCUAUAGUACCAUUAAUAUAAAGAGACCAAGAACUCAGGGCUUUGAUAAUAUGCACCAAUAUUGGAUCCAAAAGAUGAAAAAAGAAGAUAUUGUGAGGGAAAUUAGAGAGAUUGGUCAAAAGGCAGAUUCUUCUUCUGCUCAUGCAGGCACCAGAGUCUUGCCAAUAACUGAUGCCUCUAUUGUAGAGCAAUGUAGCAAUAAGACUGAUAAGAAAGUCAUGCCGAAUGGGGAGAGUAAAAACAAAGCCAAAUCAAGAAUGAAGGAACUUCUGAGAUGGGCCAUGGCUUCAAAAUCAGAGAAAGGAGGGAGGUUCAUCACUGGCAAGGCUUCACGGAUGCGAAACCGAGAAACUCUAAAAGCAGGCCCAGAUGAUGAUCGAACAAGCAACGACUCCCCCAAGAUCAGUUUCAGAUGGGAAACUGAAAGCUGCUCAACUGUUUCCUCGGCCUACUCGUCGAUAUCGGCCGUCUCCUCCUUGAGGAACUGUUCCUUAACACUGGGUUCCACUGCCAUCCAAGAAAUCAAUCACUAUUAUCCAAGAAAAGGAAGUUGGAUCACUACAGAUUCUGAAUUUGUGGUGCUAGAACUGUGAAUGAGAAGGAAAACAGAUGAUCUGCCAAGGCUGCAUCAACUCCUUGAUCUGCCUGCCAUCUGUGAAUUAUCUAUUGUAUGCAAAUACGGAGGAUUUGUAUGUAAAAUUUCUUUAAAUAUCUAUGGAGAAAAUGUGUCUGAAAUAAUAUUUUGAGUGUCAUUCAAACCAUCAUCUAACAAGUCUUCAGUGUGAGAGGUUAACUGAGUUUGGCAUCUGCCUUCCCCUUUUCGGAAUGCGAAUCUUUCGGGUUUUUGCAGGUCGAGAUUGAGAUAAGAAAUUUCAGACAUCUUUGAAUGAGUACCAGUCAUUGGUAUACUUAACUCUGUACUUUAGAGUUCAAGAACUGCAUAAAUCAUCAAACUGUAGUGAUCCCUAUUACUCUACAGAUAAGCUCUUGAUUCAUCAAUGCUAGUAGAUGUUUGUAUCAAGUAAUUUUCUGUCUUAAAAAGAUAGUUUGGAGUAACAAACUUUUGUGAAG
This is a messenger RNA of Momordica charantia (bitter melon), 1526 nucleotides long. RefSeq lists its product as uncharacterized. The record is from RefSeq and is a predicted model, not a curated record. NCBI's taxonomy places the organism in Eukaryota, Viridiplantae, Streptophyta, Magnoliopsida, Cucurbitales, Cucurbitaceae.